Molecule: messenger RNA, 794 nt
Organism: Aspergillus caelatus
Lineage: Eukaryota; Fungi; Ascomycota; Eurotiomycetes; Eurotiales; Aspergillaceae
Exons: 2
Coding region: 144-650 (168 amino acids)
Molecular function (GO): NADP binding; oxidoreductase activity, acting on the CH-OH group of donors, NAD or NADP as acceptor
Source: RefSeq, a predicted model, not a curated record
GAACGUCUUUCGAGGAUUAUUCACGAUUCGCAAGAAUGACCCCGUCUAUUCCACGAGUUGGCUGGGUAGGUUUGGAACAUUCGAUCCAAUGUUUGGAUCCACAUGACUCACUCCAUGAUGCAUGAUAGUAUGGCCUUGGAUCUAUGGGCCUUGGCAUGUCAUUGAACCUCCAGAAGUACUUUCAAGCAAAUGGCUUGCCUCCGCUUCGAUACAGCAACAGAACAAUCUCCAAGGGAGAUGCUCUUCAUGAUAUGGGAGCUGGGCCUGAAGAGUUUGGUGCGCUAGUUCAGAAGUCAGAUGUGAUUUUCACCAUGAUCUCCACCGAUGAUGUUCUGGUCGAUUUGUUGAAGAAGGCUGCCGCCAUGGAGAUUUCUCUAAACGGGAAAAUCUUCGUUGACACAUCUACUCUUCAUCCAGACACAUCUGAGUGGGCAGCGAAACACCUCAGCGGCCACGGUGCGACGUUUAUUGCGGCACCAGUGUUUGGUGCCAGUCCAGUAGCAGCCGCUGGAAAACUCAUCUUUGCUGUGGCUGGUCCUGCUGCAGCAGUCACGACUGUUAGACCUCUCAUCAUCAAUAUCAUGGGACGCUGCAUCAUUGAUAUGGGAGAAGACGUGCGAAAGUCGAGUCUCCUCAAAAUCUCAGGGUAAAUCAAGAUACCUCUCCCUCAUGUGGUUAUUCUUUACCCACUAAAUCCUCGUCUAUAUGAAGGAAUAUCCUCGUCAUCAGCUUCAUGGAGGUCAUUGCUGAAGCACAGGUCUUUGCUGAAGUUGCUGGAAUUGGCACCCAGCAGA